UACGAGCAGUUUCUGUUUUGCGUAAUAACAUUGUAAUAAUUCGCUGGGAUAAAGCUUUGUACUUUUGGCAAACGUCCGCGUAAUUUCGCAAUGCCGAGAUAGGUGUUAAGUGUGUCCUAUAUAUGUGUGCCUCUGGUCCAUCGGUUAUAUAUAUAUGUCGUGCACACACGCGCGACCCGCGGAAUGUGCGUUGUUUUUAUAACUGUCAGUUUCACGGACGCAUCCGCGAUCGUGCAGUUAUUCGAGCUUUGGCGAGCUCCUACAACUACUCCAAGCCAGAGCCGCUCGUUAUUACAUACACCGUUUUAGUUUUAUUUAAACUUUUUUCUCGCUCAGCGCCGACUGACUUCGUGUCUGUUUGCCGUGUUACAGGUUUAUUUUUCUCUCUCACGAGUUAAGCGUCGUCUUAUCGGUCUCGAGUCCCGAUCGAGAGAUAAAUCCAAGAAAGAGUCUCGAGUGCCCCCCGAGUGAAGCUUCUUCAUAUCGUAUACGCGUACAGGGUCGACUCGUGAAUCUCGAGAGACGCGACUAAGCAUGCCGAACAAGUAUCAGAAGUUCGAAAUCAACCGGACGGAAUGGGAGGUACCGGACAGGUACGAGAUGCUCCGACCUGUUGGGUCUGGCGCCUACGGACAAGUUUGCUCCGCCUUUGAUAAAUUGUAUCGCAGGAAAGUAGCAAUUAAAAAGCUGGCCAGACCAUUCCAGUCUGAUAUUCAUGCCAAGCGAACUUUUAGAGAACUGCGCUUGCUACGUCACAUGCACCAUGAGAAUGUCAUUGGAUUACUAGAUGUUUAUAGUCCAUGUACAUCUAUGCAAGAUUUUGAAAAUGUAUAUCUAGUAACUCAUUUAAUGGGAGCUGACUUGAACAAUAUUGUUAAAACUCAAAAGCUGUCAGAUGAUCAUGUUCAAUUUUUAGUUUAUCAAAUUCUCAGAGGACUCAAGUACAUUCAUUCUGCUGGAAUUAUCCAUAGAGACCUCAAACCAUCAAACAUAGCUGUGAAUGAAGAUUGCGAGCUCAGAAUUCUUGAUUUUGGCUUAGCUAGACCAGCAGAAAAUGAAAUGACUGGUUAUGUAGCAACUAGGUGGUACAGAGCUCCUGAAAUUAUGCUCAACUGGAUGCAUUAUAAUCAAACUGUUGAUAUCUGGUCAGUUGGAUGCAUAAUGGCAGAGUUAUUAACUGGCAGAACUCUAUUUCCUGGAGUUGAUCAUAUUCAUCAAUUAAAUCUCAUUAUGGAUCUCCUUGGAACUCCUAGAGAAAAGUUCAUGAAAAAAAUAUCUUCUGAAUCAGCAAAAAGUUAUAUUGAAAGUUUGCCUCCAAUGAAGAGAAAAGAUUUCAAACAAGUUUUUCAAGGAGCUAAUCCACUAGCGAUCGAUCUUUUACAAUUGAUGUUGGAAUUGGAUCCCGAGCAAAGAAUCACUGCAGAGGUUGCUCUGAGCCACGCUUACUUUGCUCAAUAUUCGGAUCCAUCCGAUGAGCCUGUCUCGUCGCCUUACGAUCACGGCUUCGAAGAUAUGGAUCUACCUGUACAGAAAUGGAAAGAACUCAUUUUUCACGAGAUCAUAAACUUCGUGCCACAAGGUGAAUUGUAUACAUCACAAGAUAUAAGUUAAGAUUGGAAAUUUUUUAGCAGAAUGUCUACAUACAUUAUAGUUGAUGUUAUUAAUGCUAUGUAACCACAAAUAUGGAGUUAUUAAUUCCAUAAUCAAAAACACGUCGUUUUAAUUGUACAUAAUAUGAUGUUAUUUUUAAUGUUUCCGUUUUAAUUAAUGUAAUGUAAUUACCGAAUUUGUACAUUUUAAGGAAAAAAAUAUUUUUUUACACGCGAAUAGAUUUUUCAUUGUAAAUUACAUGUAUUGGAAGUAUUUGUUUUGAUGAUAAUGUACUAUAAAGAUAAUUUUAUAUGUA
Molecule: messenger RNA, 1906 nt
Organism: Trichogramma pretiosum
Lineage: Eukaryota; Metazoa; Arthropoda; Insecta; Hymenoptera; Trichogrammatidae
Product: mitogen-activated protein kinase 14A-like
Exons: 10
Coding region: 535-1611 (358 amino acids)
Biological process (GO): intracellular signal transduction; protein phosphorylation
Cellular component (GO): nucleus; cytoplasm
Molecular function (GO): ATP binding; MAP kinase activity
Source: RefSeq, a predicted model, not a curated record